Messenger RNA from Gadus morhua (Atlantic cod), 1646 nucleotides. Its product is annotated as zinc finger BED domain-containing protein 1-like. The record is from RefSeq and is a predicted model, not a curated record. Gene Ontology annotation, molecular function: DNA binding. Lineage: Eukaryota; Metazoa; Chordata; Actinopteri; Gadiformes; Gadidae. Bases 126 to 1238 code for a protein of 370 amino acids. The transcript is spliced from 3 exons.
GUUAAGACGAUGUUUGAAUUUCGAUUCUUUUUAUCGGUUCCUAAAUGCGCGCGCAUGAUUCCGGGGCGGGGUUUGUAUUACUCCGCCGCGUGCUCCGCUAAACAUCAGUUGUCUGAAGUUCGAACAUGGACCGCAAACGCCGCUCAAAAGUCUGGCUUCAUUUUAAUUUAAAAAAGGACGGCUUCGCACAGUGCAACACCUGCAAUAAACUUAUUACUGCCAAAGGAGGGUGCACAACAAACAUGAUAAAACACCUUCGCCUGCUGCAUGGUAUAACAAUUAACCAGUGUAGUGUGUUUGACGCGUUGCGUCGGUCUCGUGCUCCCGUCGCUUCCUCCACUUUGGACAGUCAACCAUCAGCUAGUAACUCCUCAUUGGAAACGGAAUCAGUUGUUGAACGCUCGCAGAGUGAUGCUAACGUUAACGUUAGCCAGUCUGAGCCUGCUGCUGCUGCUGCGGCUGCUGCUGCUACGUUAACCGGCCCGAGACCCCAGCCCGCAAAGAUACAACAAACUCCUUUCAGCAUGGCAGCAAGGGGAAAGCUGUCAGCGGAGCAAAUUGCUGAGUGCCACAGAAAAGUAACGGCGUAUGUGGUAAAAAGGCUGCAUCCCUUUAGCGACGUCGAGUCGCCCACAUUUAGGGAUAUGAUCCAUUCAAUAAACCCGAAGUACACCCCCCCUACAAGGGAGUGUUUAACUAAUAGAUUGAUCCCGGCAUGGUACCAGAUAGAAAAAUCUAAUCUGAUCUCAGAGCUGAGUGAGGUCAGUCACAUAGCUCUCACUUGUGAUGGCUGGACUAGCCUAACCCAAGACCACUACCUAACUGUCACAGUGCACUAUUUAGUGGAAAGCAACAUGAGGCAGAAAGUUCUCGCAACAAAAGCUGUGUACAGAGCCCAGACAGGAAUUGUCGUGGCAGAGGAAAUCGGCGACAUCCUGAAAGAAUUUGGCGUGUUUGAUAAAGUAGUAGCCGUUACUGUGGAUAAUGCGGCCAAUAUGGACGUAGCCAUCAAACGGCUGCAGUUUGUGAAGCUCGGCUGCUUCGCUCAUUCACUAAACCUAGCAGCACAAAGUCUGUACUCCAGCAGCUCAGUGGCUCAGUGGACUGCAAAGAUUCGUGCCAUCAUCGUCUGGAUGAAGAGGUCGUCCAUGGCGAAGGUGGUUCUACGGGAAGAGCAGGAUGUCCUAAGUAAGAAUCAAUGUCUUGAGUUUAAUUGGAUACCACAAGGAUCAAAUUAAAGUACUUUUAGUAGUGCACUGCACACAAUGUACAUUUAGCUGGUAUUAACAUUGGUAAAACAAUGCAACAUUACAUAAAUCUGUCUGAUUACACAAUAUCAAAGUUGCAUGUCAUAUUGAUGUCAAUUCUCUAUGUAUUUGUGAUUUUCUUGUUCAUGUCAGACCUCCCUCAACAUUCACUGAUUCUCGAUGUGAGAACAAGGUGGAAUUCUCUCUACCUAAUGAUGGAGAGAUUCCUUGAACAAUACCCUGCAAUACAAGCAGCCAGCUUGGACCAACGCCUGAGAAAGAAUAUGGAGAGGGACAGGUAGAGAUAGGAAGAUGUUAUAUAGGAUAUAAGAAUGAAAUUAGGCGUAAGAACGUGCAUAAGGUACUAAGGAAGAAGUUAGCACACUGGUUUGCUGUAUU